Ostertagia ostertagi is the source of this 801-nucleotide messenger RNA. Lineage: Eukaryota; Metazoa; Nematoda; Chromadorea; Rhabditida; Trichostrongylidae. The record is from the annotation of a GenBank genome assembly.
AUGAUGUCUGUGAUUAUCGUCAUCAAUAUGACGUUUGCCGAUCUGCUCAUGUGUUUGUGCUACAUGCUUACCAGGCCAUAUCUGAACUUUUUUCCAAAGGUUCUAUGUCAUCCUUAUUACGUCACAAUAUGGACUAUACAACUUGUCAGCUGCCUUAAUUUAGUUUGGCUGAAUGUUGAUAAACUAAUAUUUAUUCAAUUUCCACUCCACUACUAUUCAAUCAUCAACCGAAGGAAAGUGUUCAUUGUAUCCGUGGUCACUUGGAUCGUGCUCGGAUACAUCGCAUUCGCUGUCAACGCGUUUAUGACUAUUUCGGGAGGUUGCGAUCGAGUCAUCAUCAAUCCUUACAUUUAUAUGCCUAUUUGUGUGCUAUAUGUCGUCAUGAUUCUCACUUCGUUUAUUAUUUCCGCGAUUAUUUAUUUCAUCGCUCACACAUCCACGAGGUCCGAGACACGACAAAGAACGAAACUCUUCCAUCGUCUCUUUUUCUUGUUUUCGAGUACAUUAUGGACAUUCUUCACGUGCCUGCCCUAUCGAAUUCUUUACUUAUUGAAUUUUUUGUGUGCUCCAUGCCGAUCAGAAAUGGUACAUCAACUGACGGACGCUUUCUUCCGUAUCUUGGUUGUAGGAAUGGUGAUCAAUCCAUUGAUCACGAUUUGGACGCAGCGUAUUUAUCGAAUGCAUCUGCUAAAGUUCUUUAAUAAAUGGCAGGAUACCAGAGAGGAUACGGAAGUCAGCACAAGGCGGCAUUCCACGAAAUGGAAUAUGGUGGAAUCAACACCGUUAACAACUGCUUUGUGA